Messenger RNA from Paramecium sonneborni, 4046 nucleotides. The record is from the annotation of a GenBank genome assembly. Lineage: Eukaryota; Ciliophora; Oligohymenophorea; Peniculida; Parameciidae.
AUGAAAAUAUAUUUGUAAGACACCCUAAAUCUCAAUAAAAAAUUCAUAAGGAUGAUUAUUUUAAGUCAAUUAAUAUUAAGUGUGUCUACUUAGACAUUGGUGUACUCAAAUUUUUUUGGGGAUUUUUCAUACUCAAAUGGUAUCAUAUUUAAUUAUAAUUUAGAUUGGUAUAUUUAUGGUGGUAAUGGAGGGGAAUAUUAACUUUGUGGGUCUACUAAAAUUUUUGGAGGCUCUCCAUUAUUUUACAGAGAAACUCAUAUUAUUAAAACAUUCAAUUUGUAGCCUCACUAUUAAAUUCGAUUUUCAUUUAAAUUAUGGCAGUAAGAUAUUUUAAUUAAAUAAAGUCUUGAUAAUUGGGGUGGAGAAUAAUUGAUAGUUUAUGUAGAUAAUGUAUUGGCACAUAGUCAGUCAUAUAGUUCAGAAUAUUCUAGACCAAGUAUUUGUGGAAUUCAAAGUUCAGCUUAUGGUGAUGGUAUAGAUGAUGUUUCUGAAGUAAUGCUUCAUUCUAGUUCCACUCUUCAAAUAAUAAUUAAUGGUUAAGAAAAUUACUGGGGAAUAUCAGAGUUUUAAUUAAUGAUUGAUAAAUGUCCUACUGGUUGCGAAUUAUGUAAUUCAAGUUCAUGCUUAUUAUUAAAAUUAUACAUAAAAAAAUUAAAUCCAAUAAACCUUGAUAGUUCAUAUGGUUGGAUUUAUGAUAAUCUAAAUGAAAAUACAUACUAAACAUGUUUAGGUAUUUAUAUAAAUUAAUUAAAGACUAAAAUUAUUUGAAAUCCUCAUCAAAUCAAUUAACAAAUGCCAUUUAAUUACCCAGUCAUGAUAGAGUAGCUAUACGAAUAAAAGUUAUGACUUUUAAUUCAGAUCCUCAUUUUGUGUAGAUUUACAUUGAUGAUAUACUAGUAUAAACUAGUAAUUAAUCAAAAUAAGUAUAUACUAAAAAAGUAAUUUGCGAUGUUAUGACCUUAAGUUCAAUUUAAAUUUUAGAUUAUAUACAUAGUCAUUCUACAUUAAAAAUCUAAGUAAUUGCUACAAUGAAUAGUAAAUAUUAUUGCGAUUCCACUAUAUAUUCAAAUUGUUAAUAAAUAUUAGGUAUAAAUGAUUUUGAACUUUUCAUUCAUCGUUCUAUUUAAUUUGAACAUAUAUGUACUGAUUUCAACAUAAACCCAUUUGAUGGAUGUUUUUCAAACAUCUAUGAUUGUGUAGUAGGAUGUAAAAAUUGCAUAAAUGGUAUAUGUAUCAAAUGCAAUAAUGGAUGGGAAUAUUAAUAAUCUAUAAAGAAAUGUGUUCCAAUUUGUGGAGAUUCUAUAAUCACUCAUUUAGAAGAAUGUGAUGAUGGAAAUAUGAUUCCUUAUGAUGGGUGCUAUAGAUGCAAAUUUUCUUGUUAAAAGUUUUGUGGAAUAUGCAAAUUUGGUAAGUGUUUAUAAUGUUAAACAGAAUAUAAAAUGAUUUAAAACGAAUGUAGAUUUAUGAACAAUUAUUAUGAAAGUUCUGAAAAUAUAGAAAAUUUCGAGUUUAAUAAUUAAAUUACAAAUUUUAUAUCAAAAGGAUUUUAUUAGCAUGCUUUAUUGAAGGAUGAAUUUACUAUUCAUAGGAAAAUAAAAUAAUUAGAUUGCAAUGUAUAAUCUUAUGGAAUAUUUGGAUAUUAUUAUAAUUAAUGUAGUAUUGAAACAAUUAGUAAUUGUAAAUUGCAAUUAUUUGAUAAAUGUUUAAAAUGUUAACCAUUCUACUAUUUAUAAUCUAAUGAAAAAGAAUGCCACCCAAUAUGUGGGGAUGGUAAAACAGUUUUUAAUGAAAUAUGUGACGAUUAGAAUAAUUUUUAAUUUGAUAAUUGUUAUAAGUGUGAAUUAAGUUGUUAAUUUGAAUGUAAAUAAUGUAAUCAACAUGAAUGUUUAGAAUGCAUUGAUGGAUGGUCAUUAAUAGAUAGAAGAUGUCAUUAAAUAUGUGGAGAUGGUAUUGUAGCAUUAAAUACAUUUGAAUAAUGUGAUGAUGGCAAUUAUGAACCUAAUGAUGGAUGCUAUGAAUGUAAAUUUGAGUGUGAUUAAAAUUGUUUUUUUUGCACAGGUUUUGGAGUUUGUAUGUCUUGCAUAGAAAACUUUUAAUUGAUUAAUUAGAGUCAUUGUAUUCCUAUUUGUGGAGAUGGAAUUAUUAUUGAAGGCCUUGAAGAAUGUGAAGAUCAAAAUGAUACUAAAUAUGAUGGUUGUUAUUAAUGUUAAUUUUAAUGUGAAAUUAAUUGUACAAAAUGUUUUUAAGGAAUUUGUCAAGAUUGUAUUGAUGGAUACGAAUUAACACUAAAUGGAUGCUCUAAAAUAAUUAUCAUUUAUGAAGAUGAUACAGAUAUUGUUGAUUAAAGUUUUGUAAUUAAAAAUCUAUGUGGCAAUGGAUAAUUAUAAGAUAAUGAAUAAUGUGAUGAUUAGAAUUAAGAAAAUUUUGAUGGUUGUUCAAAUAAUUGUGAAAUUGAAAAUAAUUGGAUUUGCAACCAAGAUGAACCAAGUAGAUGUUUUUAAAUGACAUUAUUAUUGCUAUCAUAUUUAAACUAAACAUACGAUAAUUAAUAUGUCUAAUUAUCAUUUUCAAAUCCUGUUAAAUUAAAAAUACCAUCUCAAAUUUUUUAAAAAACAAUUAUUACACAAAUCAAUAGUUUAAAAUAAGAUUAAUAUAAUAUUACUAUUUAUCCUGUAAUUAACUUUGAUGAAGCUUAAUUUACUGCAGUUAAGUUUGAAUUAAAAAUUACUAUUUUUCAAUCUAUUUAAAUCAUACCAAAUUUAUCUGUCACUUUUAAUACAUCAGUGAUUGACUAAAAUAAUUUAUUAGUAGAAUAAUCACCAACUAUAUUGAUACUUUAAUAACCUUAAGUUUUAGAUAGUUCUUAAAUAAAUGCUGCUAAUUAAUUUUAAGAAUUUGGCAAUAAAAUGAUGAUGGGGUUAGGAAUCAUUUCUUUAUUAAUGCUGUUGUUAGGAAAACCUAAUUUAAGCUUAGAAAUAUUCGAUACUUUACAAUUUUAAUCAUAUCUAAAAUUUGUAAAUGUUUAAUACCCUUAAAAUCUAAAAAUAUAUUUUUAAUCUUCUGAAUUUGUAACUAUAAAUCCUGUAUUGACUAAUUUUAAAAUUGCUGGCUUUCUAGAUUCAACAAUAGGUGCUAAUUACAUUUAAAGCUAUGGAAAGCUUUCCGAAUAUGAAGUAAAUGCUGAUUUAUUUACAAAUAUUAAGGGUUAGAUCGUAUAAAUAUCAAUCAUUCUUUUCUUAUUUGUUUUUGCAAAGUUGUAUCAUAAAGUUUUUGUCAAUUACUGUUUUACUUCCAGAUAUUUCUAUUGCAUUAGAUCAACCAAUUCAAAAUGUUUUGAGUUUUUUGCUCUUAAAUACUACUAUAUGAAUAAAAAAUUAAUAGGCAUUAAGAAUAUAUUUAAAAUGAGAGGAUUUCGAUAACUUUUUUAUGCAAAUAGUUGGGAUUUACUUUUUAAAGUAAUUUUGUUUUUGACAUCUAAUCACUAAACAGGAUAUAGAAUAGUCUUAUCCUAUCUUUUUUGCAUAUUUUGUUUGAUCUUAGUUUUUUAUUUUCUCUCUAUGCACUUUUAAAGAUAAUAGGGCAAAAUUAUUUUAUCAAAUGUUAGAAAUGAUUAACAUGAAGGAAUCAUUUUAUUUAAAAAAUUAUUAUUUAUUGUAAUUUUGAUUGCAUUAUAGAAUACAGAUACUUUUUAAUGUUUAAUGUUAACAAUUUUAACAUUCAGUUAUAUUGGGUUGAUUUUGUCAAUCAAAUUUGUAAAUUAAAAAUUAGAUUUAAUUAUCACUAUUUGGAUGGAAGCACCUGUAAUGUUAUUUACAAUUUCAAGUAUAUUCCAUUGUUUUGAUUUUUAAUAACGUUUAAGUCUUGAUUAAUAAGUUCUCUUAGGUUUUGGGUAGAUUGGAAUAUUAUUACUUGGAUUAUUUGGACCUAUUUUAAGAUUUAAUUAUCUUUUGUAUAAAUAAAUCAGAACUUAUUUUUAAUUAAGAAAAAACAAGCAGCAAAUUAAGAUAAUAAAUUAAUCUAAUUUAUUUGCUGUAGUAGAUAUUUGA